Molecule: messenger RNA, 1695 nt
Organism: Aspergillus alliaceus
Lineage: Eukaryota; Fungi; Ascomycota; Eurotiomycetes; Eurotiales; Aspergillaceae
Product: transcription initiation factor TFIID subunit 7 family protein
Exons: 1
Coding region: 147-1583 (478 amino acids)
Biological process (GO): RNA polymerase II preinitiation complex assembly; transcription initiation at RNA polymerase II promoter
Cellular component (GO): transcription factor TFIID complex
Molecular function (GO): RNA polymerase II general transcription initiation factor activity
Source: RefSeq, a predicted model, not a curated record
CUUCUCUUGACCUCCGCAAUCACCCUCAAUCAACACCAUCCUCACCGGCUCUCAACACUUAUACGACAUACGCUCAUUUCACUUCCCUAGCAUUAGCUUGGGGCCAAGCACUCCGUUUCGCUAGUUGAAUCUACGAACCGUCCGUCAUGUCGGAGGGUCGCCCGUCGCUGAAACUCACCUUUGGCAAGAAAAAGGCAUCAGAGGAACCGCCUAAGCAACCAGCUCCCCCUCCACUUUCAGAAACCCCUCAACGCAAACUCACGCUGAAGAUCGCACGGAAACCAACAACAGAACCAGAACCAGAGAAGGCGAAGAAGAAAAAGCCAUCGAAAAAGCGGCCAGCCAAUGAAUCCGCCGUGAGCGAGCCCGCUGCGCCCCAGGCCCGGCCAGAGUCGCAGACAGGACCCAAGCGUUUGAAGUUAAAUCCCUCCAAGAAGCCCGGUGUGCAGUCGAUUCGAAUUAAAAACAAGGGUCUGGUUCCAAAUCGGCCAGUCGGUGUUGGAUACGACUCUGAAGCGUCGGAUACGGAAAUCGAUCCCUCUAUCGAAGAACAGUUUAUCCUGCGUAUGCUUCCAGGGGAGGAAUGUGAGCAUCUACGACGCGUCAUUGCUGAACGACGUUUUGAUCGCUCGGAGUUUUCGUUUAAGCCGCUCACCCGCGAAGGACGGCGUGCUGUUUUCAGGGUACGGGAUAAGCAGUUUGCCGCCGCUUUGGUGGAUUUACCGUGUAUCAUCGAGGGCAUGAAGAGUUGGGACCGUCGUGGAUGGUACAAGUCGGGGGAUAUUUGUCAGAUGCUUUUGGUACUGGGCCCGGUUGCGAGCGAAAAAGAGGCUCUCGACUAUCCGCUCCCUCCUGAAGUCGAACGCUCCGACGAGAAGACCUUACAGUAUCCUCAUGGCCUGACGCCGCCUUUGCGGUGGGUUCGUAGGCGGCGGUUCCGUGAGCGCGUCAGUACUCGGACAAUCGAGCAGGUUGAGAAGGCUGUAGAGGAUUUGAUUGCGCAAGAUGAAGCUGCCGUGGGCAUCCCUCGUUACGAGUUAGUCGACAGUGCAUCGCUGAACCGGGCUGAGGGUCUCGUGCAGAGUGGAGAUUACUACGAAUAUGAUGACGAGCAAGACGCAGAGGGCGAAUGGGAGGAAGGGAUGGAGGAGGCUCCUGGUAUUUUCGAAGACUUUGAGGACACUCUCGCUGCUGAGAUGGAGGCUGCUUUGGCUGCGGAAGAUACUACAGCUCCUACCGCUCCCGUCGAUAAAGGAGUAUACCAAGCUGGCACACCUACUGCGACAAAACCGCCCACACCCGCGGCGGAAUCGUCGGGCGAUGAGAGCGAUGAAUCCGAUGGCGAGGAACGCGGGGUUCUUGAAGAUGAUCUCGAUGACGAACAAUUGGAGCAACAGAGACAAAUGCAACAGCAGCGCGAAGAAAUUGACGAGCUGGAAGCGCUGAUCCGCACGGAGACCGCCAAAUGGGAGAAGAUGCAAAACCAUAUUCUAAAGAACAAGCUUGCCAAGCGCAUUCAGGAAUUAAAGAAGGAUUUAUCCCUAAAGAAAGUGUCUAUUGGAGAAGGCGACGAAGAUGCUUGAUCCUGCUACAUUGGACUCAUUCUUUAUGGUGUUGGACCGUUGAUACUUGAUACCCCCGAUGAAUAAAUGUACUUCAAAUUCGAUAUGACAGAAUUAUCUUCCAGCCUUUUGU